Molecule: messenger RNA, 1077 nt
Organism: Tetrahymena thermophila SB210
Lineage: Eukaryota; Ciliophora; Oligohymenophorea; Hymenostomatida; Tetrahymenidae
Exons: 7
Source: RefSeq, a predicted model, not a curated record
AUGAGCUCAAAAUAAAUGCAGACAAUUUUAGAUUUAUAGAGAUAACUUUAAUAGUACAAGUAUCCUUCGUGCUCGCGUCAUGUUGAAAAAGAUUAUUUAAAUAUGAUAUGCAUGGACAAAAGAUGUGAUGAAGACUGUAUUCUUGAUCCAUUUUGUUCUAUUUGCACUGAUAGAAAUAAUCAUAGAAAAGCAUAUCACGUAUAGCAUAACUUAAAGAAUAUCUUAAAAGAUGUUUUAGAUUAGACUUAAGAAGUUUAAGUCAUUACAGAAGCAGACAGCUCAUAUGUUAACAUGCCAUAAACAGAGUUUGAGGUUAUUUUGUAAUAGUUAGGAAAAGAGUUUUAGAUAUUCGGAUAGGAAUGUUUCAAAGUUGCUGAAACUCUCUUCAGAACAAUUGAAAAGUAUAGAUUGUCUAAGAUUAUUAAAUGUCCUGAAAAGCCAUCUGUAUAAAAAAUUAUAGCAGAAAUAUUAGAAAAAGGGGAUGAAGGAACACUUAGAAGAAAUUUAAAAAAACUAUUAAGAUAUGGUGAAGUCUAAAACGAAUAAUUAAUUCUAAAUCCCUCUAAUUAAACAGUUUUUAAAGACUAGAUUGAAAAAAAUGCUAAAACAUAUAUUAAAAUGAUAGAGCAAGGUUUGGAAUAGCUUGGAUAAAUUAGGUUUGACCUAUUUGUAAGAGGCAUUAGAACUGAUUUUGAUGAAAUCUAGUUAAUUAAAAAUUCCCCAUUGAAAGACCCUAGUUCAGCUAGUCCUUCUAAACUAAGAGAAACCCCAAUUGAUCCUGCAAUUUCAAAGUACUUUAAAUCAACUGCUGAAUCUCCUCGCGAUCAUGAAGCUAUUUUAGAUCAGAGAAUUAAGUAAGCUGCUAAGACAGCUGAACAGGAAAAAGCUUUAAAUGCCACUAUGAAUGCAAUGACAAUUAAAGAAGAAGUUAGAUCUAUAUAAAAGGAGAUAGAAAAUGUAAGACAAAUAGCAGUAGAUUAGGCUAACUAAUAAUCAGGACAUGCAAGCUAAGUAAUUUUUAAUAUUUAAAACAUACUACUUUUAUUUACUCCGAAUUUACAUCAUUUACUCACUUGA